UCACACUAGUAUCGCAUGUCCACUAUCCAGAACCUCCAAUCUUUCGACCCCUUUGCUGAUGCAACUAAGGGUGACGACUUACUCCCGGCAGGGACUGAGGAUUACAUUCAUAUAAGAAUCCAGCAACGGAACGGCAGAAAGACACUGACUACUGUGCAGGGCAUUGCAGAUGAUUAUGACAAAAAGAAACUUGUGAAAGCUUUCAAAAAGAAAUUUGCCUGUAAUGGUACUGUGAUUGAGCACCCUGAAUACGGAGAGGUUAUUCAGCUUCAAGGUGACCAAAGAAAAAACAUUUGCCAGUUUCUUUUGGAGGUUGGCAUUGUCAAGGAGGAACAGCUUAAGGUUCAUGGAUUCUAAAAUGAACCUAAAUGCGAGGAGAAUUUGAAUAAUUUGCUCUCUCAGCAGUUUGGCUGCCUUGUGAAAUGAUUCUCUGCAGUAAACGGACUUUUCAUUUAUUUAAUCAUUCAAACUUCCAUUCACAUCUGCAUGAUUACAGAAAACAUGGGGUAUGUAGGCUAGUAACACAUAAGAAAAUUGCAGUAAGAUGGUAAACAAAGCCCCGUAUUCAUCUUAACAUGUUUCCAAUGGAAAAUAUUUUGUUUUGAGUGUUUAUUUGUUUAUUGUUCAGUUUAUUACUUUUCACUUGAUUAAAUGUUUUUUGUUGUAUUAAACCAUGUAUGUUGCAGCUUAACAAUAAAAAAAAAAAUUUAUGAAUUCCUUUGUGAGCAGUUAGGCUCCCAAAUUUAAGCAAGAGACACACAAUUUUGUCUUUC
Molecule: messenger RNA, 773 nt
Organism: Talpa occidentalis (Iberian mole)
Lineage: Eukaryota; Metazoa; Chordata; Mammalia; Eulipotyphla; Talpidae
Gene: EIF1B
Product: eukaryotic translation initiation factor 1B
Exons: 4
Coding region: 16-357 (113 amino acids)
Biological process (GO): translational initiation
Cellular component (GO): eukaryotic 43S preinitiation complex
Molecular function (GO): ribosomal small subunit binding; translation initiation factor activity; RNA binding
Source: RefSeq, a predicted model, not a curated record